ACACGCGCAUGCAGCAGCUGGGAUGACUUCCCGUUACUAGCUUAACCGGUGUAGUUUUAAUUUCAACAUAAAGCUAUCUUUUUUAAAUUUAAAACCAUGUCAGACGAGUUAAAAAUAAACUCCCAGUUCGCUCAGAAAUAUGAGAAAUACCGACAGAAAGAGGAACUGCAGAGACUGAAGGACAGAUACGGAGACAGAGGCGAUGACAGCGAGUCCUCUGAGUCCAGCUCUGAUGACAGUGAAGUGGAGCUGGACCCUGAAACCGAGAGGGAUUUUUACAGAACAUUGUCUCUGCUGAAGAAGAAAGACCCCAAAAUCUAUCAGACAGAUGCCAAGUUCUACUCACAAGGUGCAUCAACCAGCAAUGAGAAACCUUCAACUUCAAAGAAGGCAAUAAAGCCCAUGUUUCUGAAGGACUAUGAGCGUAAAGUCAUUCUGGAGAAGGAGGGCAAAUAUGAGGAUGACGACGACAGUGAUGACGAGGAGGCUGCCAGAAGAAUGGAGAGAGCGGCGUCUCCGAGCUACAUUCAGGAGCAGCGGGAGCUGAAGGAAAGCUUCCGUAAGUUCGUCCAGGACAGCGAAGAUGACGAGGACGAGGACGGUGAGGGGGACGGGGUGUCGGAGCUGCUGACCAGAAGGGUGAAGACACAGGAAGAGAAGGAUAAAGAGGAGGCCGACUACGUGGAGUGGCUGAAAGGACAGACCGACCUCGAGGGACCGGAGGACGUGAAGGACAUGAAAUACUUGCGGGAUUACUGGAACGACCCGGAGCUGGAUGAGAAGGAGCGUUUCCUGAGAGACUUCCUCCUCAAUAAGGGCUACCUCGAUGAGGACGAUGAUGAUGAUCGGAUCCCGACCUACGAUGAAGUGGUCCAGGACGACGUGGAGGACUCUGAGGAGGAAGGGGAGACUUUCUUAGAGCGGCAGGAGGACUUUGAGAGAAACUACAACUUCCGCUUUGAGGAGCCGGACGCUCAGCAGAUCAAGACGUACCCCCGAAACAUCGCCACGUCCGUGCGCGCCAAAGACGACCGCAGGAAACGCAAAAGAGAAGAAGUGAAACAACGGAAGGAAAAGGAGAAAGAGCAGAAGCGCGAGCAGCUGAAGCAGCUCAAGAACUUGAAGAGAAACGAGAUCAUGGACAAGCUGAAGAUGCUGCAGGAGCUGACCGGAAACGAGCAGCUGGCCUUCAGUCAGAUCGACCUCGAGGGAGAAUUUGAUCCACAACAGCACGACCAGCUCAUGCAGAAAUUCUUCGGAGACGAGUACUACGGAGAAGAAGAAGGGGAGAAACCUCAGUUUGACGACGACGAUGAUGAAUUUGAGGAGCACUGGAACUGGGACACGUGGACCGGCGAGGAUCGAGAGGACGACUAUGGUGAAGAAGAGAAUGAUGGCGAGGAGUACGACGCCUCCGAGCCCCACUGUGACGAUGAAAACUUCAUUAUGGACGCAGACUACGACCCCACCCAGCAGACCGCCUCUAAGAAGAAGAAGAUUAAAGAGAGGAAGAAGAUGAAGAAAGAGGAUCUGCCACAGAUGGGCAAAAGGAAGAAAAAGUCUCACUUUGCAGAAGUUAUAACCAAACACAAGCCUGUGUUUGAUCCACAGGAGAAAACCUUCGAGCAGUACCUGGAUGAGUACUACAAGCUGGACUACGAGGACGUCAUCGGCGACCUCCCCUGCAGGUUCCGCUACAGACAGGUCCUGGCCAACGACUUCGGCCUGACGACUGAUGAGAUUUUGAAUGCGGACGACAAAGAGCUGAACCAGUGGUGCUCUCUGAAGAAGACGUGCAUGUUCAGGUCUGAGAAAGAGGAGAUGAGCGAUCUGAAAAACUAUAAAAUUAAAGCCAAGAAUGAAAAGAAAAAGAAAGAAGUCCUGAGUUCUGUUUAUUCUGAGGAGGACAGAGAGCUGACGGAGGCUAAGACCAAAGUGGGGAAGAAGCGAAGAGAUCGCAUGAAGGACGCUGAGACGAGAGACGGAGCAGCAGAGGACGGAGACGCCGUCGUGGACUCUGCAGACGAGAAACUCGCUCAGGCGCUCAGGGAGGCGGCGGUCGAAGAAGAGGACGAGGAGGACGAGGUCCUGAUCCCCAAGAAAAAAGAUAAACGUGAAGAGCAGCCGCAGACGGAGCUCUCCGCUGCGGAAGCAGCAGGUGAAUCUGACGAGGUGAAAACCAGAACUGAACGGCCAAAAUGGUCCAAGAAGAAGCACAAGCGCGCCGGCGGACGCCUGGCAUCGGGAAGCCACGGCGUGAAAAUCGGCGGGCGGGAGUUCAGCAGACAGAGACUGAAGGCGUACGGUCUGAACCCCAAGAGACUGUUCUUCAGACAGCUCGGCAGGCAGAGACGGAAAGAGCAGGUGAAGAAAGAGAAGCAGAAGAAAAAGGAGUGAGACGCCGACACGAUUACAGUCUAUUAUUACGGUCUAAAAAUUAAACUCACUUUCAAACACUCUGAGUGCUUUACGGCCUCAAAUUUACAAUUAUUAUUUUGGGGAAAAAAAUGUGAAUUUAAAAUUUUUACAUGUAAUUGUUAAUUUGUUUAACAAUUGAGAUUAUUAGUUUGAUAAAAUAAAUCUAUUUCUCUAGCUACACUCAUAUUUGUAUUUCACAAACUUGAGAUGGCAUAUUAGGGCCACUGUAUAAAAAAAAACAGGGCAAUAUUAAGAAAUUAAUGUUGCAAAUUUGCAAGAAAAAAAGUCUGGUUCUUUGUUUUAUAUAUCUCAAAGUUUUUAGAAAAAUAUGUAUAUUUUUUGUGGGGUCAAAGUACAACAUUUUAGGGCUUUU
Plectropomus leopardus (leopard coralgrouper) is the source of this 2791-nucleotide messenger RNA. It is a transcript of the gene kri1, whose product is annotated as KRI1 homolog. The record is from RefSeq and is a predicted model, not a curated record. Gene Ontology annotation, cellular component: 90S preribosome; nucleolus. Lineage: Eukaryota; Metazoa; Chordata; Actinopteri; Perciformes; Serranidae. Gene Ontology annotation, biological process: endonucleolytic cleavage in ITS1 to separate SSU-rRNA from 5.8S rRNA and LSU-rRNA from tricistronic rRNA transcript (SSU-rRNA, 5.8S rRNA, LSU-rRNA).